Messenger RNA from Rhagoletis zephyria (snowberry fruit fly), 609 nucleotides. Its product is annotated as ras-related protein Ral-A-like. NCBI's taxonomy places the organism in Eukaryota, Metazoa, Arthropoda, Insecta, Diptera, Tephritidae. Gene Ontology annotation, cellular component: membrane. The record is from RefSeq and is a predicted model, not a curated record. Gene Ontology annotation, molecular function: GTP binding; GTPase activity. Gene Ontology annotation, biological process: signal transduction.
AUGCGCAGGCGAUCAGGAAGAGCCUCGUGGUUGCCGCUUCACAAGAUCAUCAUGGUGGGCAGUGGUGGCGUCGGCAAGUCUGCUCUGACCCUUCAGUACAUGUACAAGGAGUUCAUCUCGGAUUACGAGCCCACCAAGGCCGACAGCUACCGAACCACGGUCACAGUGGAGGGCGUUGAGUCCUCGGUGGACAUUCUCGACACUGCCGGUCAGGAGGACUACGCGGCCAUUCGCGACAACUACUUCCGCUCCGGAGAGGGCUUCAUGUGCGUCUUCUCCAUAACCGAGUACGAGAGCUUCUCUGCCAUUUCGGAUUUUCACGAGCAAAUCCUCCGCGUCAAGGGCGACGAUACGAUUCCGAUGAUCCUGGUGGGAAACAAGGCCGACCUCACUUCAGCUCGUCGUGUGAAGGUUGAAGAGGCCGAACAGCUGGCCGCCUCGUGGAACAUUCCCUACAAGGAGACUUCCGCCAAGACGUAUCUAAACGUGGACGAGGCCUUCUUUGCCCUCCUGGAGGCCAUUCACAACCGCAAGAAGACGAUGCAGGAGGCUCAGGGCACAAAGGGCAAGAAGAGCAAGAAGAAGAAGAAGCGUUGUUUCAUUUUGUAA